AUGGCUCAACGGGACUUCCAUCACCCGUACCAGCCGUAUGAGAUCCAGAAUGAGUUCAUGAACGCACUGUAUGAUUGUAUAGAGAGUGGCAAAGUCGGUAUAUUUGAGUCGCCUACUGGGACGGGUAAAUCCUUGAGCCUUAUUUGCGGUUCCUUGACGUGGCUUCGAGAUCACAAACGGAAAACGUUUCAAGAAGGCUUGAACGAGAUCGAAGAUGAUGAUGAGCCUGAGUGGAUGAAUGAGUAUGCUCGGCGGGAGAAGAAGCAAGCCGCACUCCGCCACCGGGCGGACUUUGAAAGCCGGCUCGAAAAGAUACGUGCUAGAGAGAAGAAGACCAAGGAGAAGUACAAGAAAGGGGAGCCGCACGCUAAGCGACAAAAAGUAGCAGCCACCGCCACUGACGAAGAUGCCGGCGAAGCGCAGUUUCUUCUCGACGACUAUGAAAGUGAAGAGGAAUCGAACACAAAGUUCCACGAUGACUCUCACUAUACUGGACUAUCGGCAGAGACACGUGCUCUCCUGGAGCAGAUAAAUCCUUCCCUUCGUGACCAGGAUAAUGCAACGGACGACUUUCCUGACGAGCUCAAGAUCUUCUAUUGUUCCAGGACACAUUCACAGCUUACUCAGUUUUCAAGUGAGCUAAAGCGCGUCAAGAUGCCCCCAGCUAUAGACCCAGACGAUGGACUUGUAACCAAUCAUAGCGGCGAUAAUCCAUCAAUAUUGUCGGAGGAGUUCAAGCAUCUUACACUGGGCUCUCGGAAGAACCUCUGCAUCAACCCGAAGGUGAAAAACCUCGGCAGUGCCAUAGCUAUCAACGAGCGAUGUCUAGAUCUACAAAAGUCGGGGGUGUCGGCUGAACGCAAGUGCUCUUUUCUCCCAACCAAAGAAACAGAGGCAGUCGUCAACGACUUUCGAGACCAUGCUCUAGCGAAGAUACGAGAUAUUGAGGAUCUUGGAGUUCUAGGCAAGAAGCUAGGUAUUUGCCCAUACUAUGCUUCGAGACCCGCCAUAAAGCCAUGUGAAAUUGUAACUUUGCCAUAUCCACUUCUCUUACAAAAGUCGGCUCGCGAAGCUCUGGAUAUCUCUUUGGCCGGACACGUGAUCAUCAUAGACGAAGCGCAUAAUCUGAUGGAUGCUGUUGCCGCAAUCAACUCCAUCACGGUUUCGCUUGCGCAACUCCGACGGUCGAGAGAACAGCUUACGGUCUACCUACGCAAAUUCCAAAAUAAAUUGAGAGGAAAAAACCGGGUCUAUGUCACGCAGACAGUCCGAUUACUAGACUCUUUGAUCCACUAUCUCCUCGGAAAGAACGCCAAUGCAGAGCUUGAUGGAAUAGCCAAUAUCGGAGACUUGAUGGCGGGGAAGGGCGUUGAUCAGAUUGAUCUCUUCAAGCUCACACACUAUCUACAAGAGAGCAAACUAGCCCGGAAGGUUGAUGGUUACAUUGCGCAUGUGGAGACGCAUCAAGAGCCAGCCGGAGACAAACAAGCACAGCCCUCCACCAAUCAUCUCCCAGGAACAAAGGAUGCAGUUCCUACUCUGACACACCUCCAGAACUUUUUUCUGGUUUUGACGAACCCCUCCAAAGAGGGUCAGUUUUUCUUUUCGAAGGAGGCUUCACCCGACUCGGUUAGUCUCAAGUACAUGCUUCUUGAUCCGACAAUGCACUUCAAGGAGAUCGUGGAUGAAGCCAGAGCUGUCAUUCUUGCAGGCGGCACAAUGUCUCCGAUGGAAGAUUACUCGAGGCAACUCUUUUCUUACGUAGACCCGUCGAGGGUCAUGACUCUUUCUUGCGGCCAUGUCAUUCCUCCGUCUCAGCUUCUAGCAUGUCCUAUUAUUUAUGGCCCGGAAAAUUCACCAUUCGACUUCACUUUUGGGAAACGCGAGUCGGACAAGACGCUACUCAACUUGGGCCUCUCCCUUCUUUCCUUCAUCCAACAUAUACCCGAUGGCGUCGUUGUCUUCUUCCCUAGCUACGCUUACCUCGAUAAAUGUGUUGCGGCGUGGAAACGUCUGAAACAACCUUCGAAACCAGGCUCCGAAUCGUCCUUUAUCUGGAAUGCGCUAGACGCUACGAAGCCUGUAUUUAUGGAACAGCGAAGCCAGACUCACUCAGCUUCAAAGCCUACGGUGGUCCAAAAUGCAACUGUUGAUUCUGUUCUAUCUGCCUACAGUAACGCCGUCGCAGCUGGUAACGGUCGCGGCGCGCUUCUUCUCUCCGUCAUCGGUGGAAGUCUUUCCGAAGGCAUCAACUUCAGCGAUGCGCUCGGCCGUGGCGUCGUCGUAGUCGGCCUACCGUUCCCUAAUCCUCAUACCGCCGAAUGGAAGGCCAAGAUGGCUUACAUCAAGAGCAAAGCAGCAAGCUGGGGACAGAAUGGAGAUGUCGCAGUGCGGGAGUUCUACGAGAAUAUCUGCAUGAGGGCUGUCAAUCAGUGCGUAGGACGAGCAAUCAGGCAUCUCGGUGACUAUGCUGUAAUUCUGAUGUUGGACCGGCGGUACGGAGAGAAGCGCAUACAGUCGAAGCUGCCGGGAUGGAUUCGAGGGAGUCUGUUACUGACUACUCCGAUGGGUGAGUUGACCGGAAAACUUGAUCGAUUCUUCGAGUCGCAGAAAUGAGCGAUGGGCUUUCGACUACGGAGUUUUACCGGUGACUGCCCUACACGGAGAGGGACGAUAUGGUCCCGACAAUUGCAUUUUUGUAGCUUGGGGUUGUUUGGAGUAUUAGCGGUCUCGGCGAAGGCUACCUACAGAGUUCGAGUUAUGAUCUAGAAAAAUAGAAUCAACCUGACUGCAACUCAUCACAAUUUAGAACCUGAGAUUAGCAAC
Mytilinidion resinicola is the source of this 2826-nucleotide messenger RNA. RefSeq names its product ATP-dependent RNA helicase-like protein chl1. NCBI's taxonomy places the organism in Eukaryota, Fungi, Ascomycota, Dothideomycetes, Mytilinidiales, Mytilinidiaceae. Gene Ontology annotation, biological process: establishment of sister chromatid cohesion; nucleobase-containing compound metabolic process. The transcript has 8 exons. Bases 1 to 2616 code for a protein of 871 amino acids. Gene Ontology annotation, cellular component: nucleus. Gene Ontology annotation, molecular function: DNA binding; ATP binding; hydrolase activity, acting on acid anhydrides, in phosphorus-containing anhydrides. The record is from RefSeq and is a predicted model, not a curated record.